Molecule: messenger RNA, 1498 nt
Organism: Orbicella faveolata
Lineage: Eukaryota; Metazoa; Cnidaria; Anthozoa; Scleractinia; Merulinidae
Molecular function (GO): sphingomyelin phosphodiesterase activity
Source: RefSeq, a predicted model, not a curated record
CGAAAAGUCGACCAUAUUCAAAAUGUUUUUUUUCUAGGUUUUUCCUUCUAAAAAUAGCUAAAAAUGCGAAAUAAUACAAUUGCGAUGCAACUUAGGUCAUUGGUGAAACCUGCCUUUUUGGGAAAGAUUGCAUGUGCAAUGUUAAUCUUACUCUUUGCUUCCAAUGUCUUGAAUGGGGGACUCAGCACAAACAAAAGUCUACUAUUCCAUCAUGUCACCCAGGAAGAUAACAAAAUGGAAUCUAGCUUGGAUGUGAAAAAGAACCUUCAACUGGUCAGCUACAACUUAUGGUGUGAUUUUCUUAACCCUCAUGCUGUGUUCGACCUCAGUGAAAGAAUCGAGAGUCUCACGGAAGGGAUAAAGGAUUUUGACAUUGCACUGAUUCAAGAGGCAUACAUCUUGAAUGCAGGAGUAGUAGUUGUUUCAAAAUGUGCCUCGCUUUUAAUUGCAGCAAUGGAAAAACAUGGAUUUCAUUACAGAACUUCUAUUGCAGAUUUUCUGGCACCUUAUGUCGGAAAAAGUGGUGGUAUUGUUAUAUUUAGUCGUAUACCACUUGUAAGGACAGCUUCAAGACUAUACCACAACUACUCAAUUGCACAAUUUACUGAUUACAGGGGCUUUGUGGUUGGAGAAUAUUUCUUUAACUCUCAGCAUCUUUAUGUCAUUAACACACACCUAGAUCCUCAUGGAGUGAAGGCCAGAAUUUUGCAAGCCAAAGAACUCGCUGGAGCAAUGAAAAAUUUGAAUUCAGGUUCACAUGUUGUUGUGGCUGGAGACUUUAAUAUUGACAACAAUUACCCAACCACUAGUAACAGCAGUGAGGAAUAUAGAGAACUACUAUGGACAAUGAAUCAAGCUGGUCUUCAGUCCGUUUUCCCAGUAAGACGUCCAACUAACACUGAUGGUGGCAACUAUGAUGCAAUGUUCACUAGUUCUAAUGUUGCAGUAGUAAAGAAACAGAUCCUGAAAUUGGUAACAAAGAGUGAAAAAUUAGUCUCAGAUCAUUUUGGACUUGCAGUUCAAUUGCAACUAGUUUAAGACAAUAGGGGUUUUGCACAGCAGCCAUGUUGCAUGGCAGGAACAAUGCAAAUGUUUUGCGUUUAGGAAGAACAUUUUUUUCCCAUAGGAAAAAGAAUCUAUUGUUCCUGCCAUGCAAAAUGGCUGCUGUGCAAAACCUCUAUACAUUGUAGUCUCUACAUGUAUAUACCCACUAUGAUAAUAGAAUCAGUAUCCUGUGGCAAGAUCAGUCAUUGCAUGGCUAAGUGUAUAGAUCUCAGCCUGCUCUCACCAUUCUCCCAUGCAGGACCCAACUUAGAAGAUCAAUGACCUUCAAGUGUUAAAUUUUAUUUCAAAAUAUUGUAAGGCCAGUGAACACAAGAGAUUACCUAGAGUUAUGCAGUGGAACCUCAAUUUAACAAACCUCUAUUUGAUGAAGUCCUCGAUAUAACGAAUGAUAUUAUAUGUCCCGGCCAAAGUUACAGUAAAAUGUAUGGAAUAG